Cladophialophora carrionii CBS 160.54 is the source of this 1488-nucleotide messenger RNA. RefSeq lists its product as uncharacterized. Lineage: Eukaryota; Fungi; Ascomycota; Eurotiomycetes; Chaetothyriales; Herpotrichiellaceae. Gene Ontology annotation, cellular component: membrane. The coding region runs from base 1 to 1488 and encodes 495 amino acids. The transcript is spliced from 6 exons. Gene Ontology annotation, biological process: transmembrane transport. The record is from RefSeq and is a predicted model, not a curated record. Gene Ontology annotation, molecular function: transmembrane transporter activity.
AUGACCUCUGAUAGCAAAGAGCUAAACAUGGCGACCGAGGUGAAGCAAGUCGCGGAAUUGGGAGAAGCUGUGUCGGCCGGCGAGGAAUUCCUUCACCACUACCCCCUUCUGGCAUUCAAAACAACCGAGGAGAGAAGGGUCAUCGAGAAGUCGCUGAAAAGAAAAUUGGAUUGGGUCAUGCUUCCCAUUGUGACACUGAUGUUGUUGAUGGGCUACCUCGAUCGCAUCAACGUCGCCAAUGCUCGCCUGGCCGGUAUGCAGGAGGAUAUUGAAAUGUCCGACACUAUGUGGAAUGCCGGCAUCUCACUCUUCUAUGUCGGAUACAUCAUAUCACAGCUUCCCGCCACAGUGAUCCUUGCCAAGGGUAAACCACAGAGGCAACUUCCUUUUUAUGUCUUUAUGUGGUCGGCUGGCACCCUCUGCAUGGCGGUCAUGACUUCGGGCUGGUCCUUCCUUGUCUGUCGAUUCUUUGUCGGCCUUGCGGAAGGUCCAUUUCUCCCUGCAGUCAGUCUGGUCACGUCAAGUUGGUACACCAAAGAGGAGGCGCCAAUCAGAAUGGCAAUUUGGCAUGCCGGCAACAUCGGUUCCAACAUUUUUUCCGGUCUCCUGGCUGCAGGCAUCCUCACCCGCAUGGAAGGCGUCGCCAGCCUUCGUGCAUGGCAGUGGUUUGUGAUUAUCGAGGGAUCGAUCGGUAUCCUCCUUGCUAUUGCAGGGUACUUCUUACUGCCAAAUUAUCCCCAUAAUACCGGAAAAGCGUAUCUCACCGCCGAGCAAUCGCAGAUGGCGCAAUACAGAAUGAUGGUUUCAGCAGGUGGUAGAUCAGAAGAUGACGAAGGUGGUGCCUGGGAGGGUGUCGGUCUUGCCAUCAAAGAUCCAUUUACUUGGAUCUUCACAGUUUUGCAUUUCGGUCUCAUCCUCGGUCUAUCGUACAAAGACUUCCUGCCAUCGAUCAUCAAGACCCUGGGAUACUCGCAGCUCAUGACCUAUCUGAUCCAGGCGCCGCCUUUCAUAUUUGCUUACCUUUUGACCUGUGCUGUGUCGUGGUCCUCGGGACGGUACAUGGAACAUUGUUGGCACAUUGUCGGCACCGCGGCAGCAUGUAUUGUCGGCACAGUCAUUGCCAUCUCGACCUACAGUCCCGGUGCAAGAUACUUUGGUAUCUUCCUCAUGUGCUCGGGUCCUUUCGUCGGCUUGAAUAUUCAUAUCCCAUGGGAAACGGCCAAUGUCCCACGCCCCCGAACCAAGCGAGCCGCACUACUAGCAAUAACCAAUUGCAUCAGUUCCGUUUCACAUUGGUUCAGCCCGUAUUUAUUCCCUACGUCUCAGGAACCACUCUACCGGAAUGGUGGAUUGAUGAUCAUUGCUGGAUGUGUGAUGGGAAUUCUGGGUUGCAUAGUUUGCCGUUGGUAUUCUAUCAGGCUCAACAAGAAAUUGAGGGAGGAAGAAGAAAGGAACAAUAUCCCGAAAGGCUGGAGAUACGUCACUUAG